AUACGUGGUUGGUGGUGCCCUCAUCGAUCCCGUCAGUGGCAAAUAACAUUCUGCCAGCGAUCCUCAACGCUCUUCGAAAAAAAGCACAACAUCUGGGUCAUCACGGAUCUCUUCUGCGGAGCCGUGCUCUAUCAUAACCUUCCAAAAUGAAAGGACUAAAGAAAUCUUUCCUCAACAGGAAGAGUUCUCAAGAUUCAAGCUCUUCAAAAAACAAGGAUUCCAAGUCUAACAACACACCAGCUGCAGCGCCUCCUCCACCUCCUCCCAAUACCGCGAAGCCUCUUCCUCAGCCCGUUCCUGCAGUUGGGGGUCAAUCCAGCAGCAUUCCACCAUCCUCUUCCGUCCCUUCUCCUGCUGCUUCUCCUGCCACUCCUGAUCGUAGGUUUGCCUCGUCAGGUAACUCAUCUCCUAUUCCACCCAUAGUCGUCGUUAGCUCCGACACACCCUCAGACUUAGGUGGUGGCAGAUCUGGCCAAUAUGGCUCUCCCGAGCGAACAUCGUUAAAUUUGGACCAUGGUGGUAAUGCUACUCCUCCACGCGCAAAUACCUUGAAUCGACUUCGCUCGGGUCCAAGAGAUACGAUUCCUAUCGUGGGUAAACCUCCCCGCAAACAGAGGAGCAGCCGCUUUGUCGUCACCGAAAAAGUAGACAUCGAACGCUUGCCUCCUUUCGCAGAGACUCCCCCCAGCGAGCGGUCGCAAUUGUUUAUAAAGAAACUUCAUCAAUGUCGCGUAUUAUUCGACUUCAAUGAUGCUAGUGCAGAGCUUAAAGGUAAACAGAUAAAAGCUCAGACUCUCCACGAGAUGUUGGAUUAUAUCACCACCCAACGUGGGGUGAUUACUGAGAACAUAUACCCUGAGGUUGUGAACAUGUUUGCUACCAACCUCUUCCGUUCCAUACCACCUCCCGUAAACCCUACUGGAGAUGCUUUCGAUCCAGAGGAGGACGAGCCUGUUCUUGAAUUGGCAUGGCCUCACCUGCAGAUCGUUUACGAAUUUUUCUUAAGAUUUGUUGAAAGUCCCGACUUCAACACCAACUUAGCGAAGCGAUAUAUCGACCAACCAUUCGUCCUGAACCUCCUAGAACUCUUUGACUCCGAAGAUCCACGAGAGCGCGACUUCCUCAAGACCACGCUGCAUCGGAUUUACGGCAAGUUCCUCAAUCUGCGUGCGUUCAUCCGUCGUUCCAUCAACAAUGUCUUCUAUCAUUUCGUCUACGAGACCGAACGGCACAAUGGCAUUGCAGAGCUGCUGGAGAUCUUAGGGUCCAUUAUCAAUGGAUUUGCGCUACCCCUCAAAGAUGAACACAAGACAUUCCUGACUCGGGUUCUUAUUCCGCUUCACAAAGUGAAAAGUCUUUCACUGUAUCACCCCCAGCUCGCAUAUUGCGUAGUUCAGUUCCUGGAAAAAGAUCCUUCGCUGGCGGAGGAAGUGAUGCUAGGUUUACUCAAAUACUGGCCGAAAGUGAACUCGCCGAAGGAAGUUAUGUUCCUCAAUGAAGUCGAGGAAGUGUUGGACGUCACCGACCCCGUGGAAUUCCAGAAAAUCCAGACCUCGCUGUUCCAACAACUUGCCCGAUGCAUUAAUAGUCAGCAUUUCCAAGUGGCGGAGCGUGCCUUACUAUACUGGAACAAUGAGUAUGUUGUCAAUCUGAUGAGCGACAAUCUAGCUAUAAUUUUGCCAAUUGUGUUCCCUGCCUUAUACACUAACUCCAAGUCGCAUUGGAACCGAACAAUACAUGGAAUGGUAUACAAUGCGCUGAAAUUAUUUAUGGAGAUAAACCCCGACCUUUUUGACGAGACGACGCAACACUAUAAGCAACGCAAGAUUGAAGAACAACAACACGCAGUUGAUCGAUAUGAUCAGUGGCAGAAGAUGCGAGAGAAGGCGAUAGAGAAUGCCGGGGGUAAGCUGCCUCAAGGAUUUGUGGAGAUCGAGCAUGCGCCGCCUCCACCACCCUCUGCCGCAGACGACUCGGAUAUUCUGGAACUGUCGAUGGAGCUGAAUGCUGUGUCAAUCGAUGGAGAGGUGCCUGGAGAUUUGGAUGAAAGUGGGAUCGAGAGAGUUCCAAUGGCUGAUCCUGGUCUAGAUCGCCCAUUCCCCGAGGUUUCGGGUGAGCACUCUCCAGUAUCACAGAGUCCUCACGUGCGAAGGAAGAGUGUACUCCCUGUGGACCCUUCUGUCAUUCGUGAUCUUCAAGCCCAUCGAAGUCUAGAUGAUGCGGUUGUUUCAGGAGGAGUGCGCACCAAUGGGGCCUGAAGAUGAAAUCGAUGAAACGUGAUGAGCUGUCUUUGCUUUUCGUGUGUUAAUAGUUCCCAGUGCGAAGAUACAUUCAUGAUAAUUCAUAACGUCCGGCUAUCCUUUACUUUCCAUCCGCUGCGCGCCUGUUGUUUUUCAUGAUAGUGGUUAUGCUCUUAGUUACGUUCACUUGCCUACGCUUCUUCGAGGAGUAUGUAUUUUCAAGUUCCAAAGGAUACGUAUACAACUGGAUGCGUAUCAUUUCUGUCUCGUUUUAUUUCCCGUACAGUAAACAUCUCCGUUAGAAGAAUACUUUGGACAUCAGCCCUAUAUAUCUGCAACAUACCAGUCCUUUCUCAUGCGUU
Messenger RNA from Serpula lacrymans var. lacrymans S7.9, 2602 nucleotides. RefSeq lists its product as uncharacterized. The transcript is spliced from 8 exons. The record is from RefSeq and is a predicted model, not a curated record. Gene Ontology annotation, cellular component: protein phosphatase type 2A complex. NCBI's taxonomy places the organism in Eukaryota, Fungi, Basidiomycota, Agaricomycetes, Boletales, Serpulaceae. Gene Ontology annotation, biological process: signal transduction. The coding region runs from base 147 to 2258 and encodes 703 amino acids. Gene Ontology annotation, molecular function: protein phosphatase regulator activity.